Messenger RNA from Peromyscus leucopus (white-footed mouse), 2439 nucleotides. RefSeq names its product C-X-C motif chemokine 15-like. Gene Ontology annotation, cellular component: extracellular region. Gene Ontology annotation, molecular function: CXCR chemokine receptor binding; chemokine activity. The coding region runs from base 237 to 611 and encodes 124 amino acids. The record is from RefSeq and is a predicted model, not a curated record. The transcript is spliced from 4 exons. NCBI's taxonomy places the organism in Eukaryota, Metazoa, Chordata, Mammalia, Rodentia, Cricetidae. Gene Ontology annotation, biological process: antimicrobial humoral immune response mediated by antimicrobial peptide; inflammatory response; chemokine-mediated signaling pathway.
GGUUUGUAUCUGUAUGCAUCAAGUUCACCUCAACCUGCUCCCAACCUCUCAACUGAACAAAGUGUGAAAACUAAGCCCAGCUUCAGUACUGGCUUGUGAAACGGGUAGCGUGUGCUACUUUUCCUUCUUCAGUGGGGAGAGUAGAAGAGGAGAGAGAGCUCCCAGGGCUGCAGACAGCAUACAAAAGGCACCGUACUGAUUUUACCAUCCAGACCAGAGUCAAGCCACAGACAGACAUGGCUGCUGAGGGCUGGCUGGCGUUCCUGCUCGUUGUCCUCAACCUAGGCAACCUUGCUCAUCCCUGUGACACUCAAGAGUUACGAUGUCAGUGUAUUCAGAUGAGUUCUAAUAUCAAUCUUCUUAAAUUAAUUAAAAAUAUCCAGGUGAUACCUGAGAAUAUCUACUGUAGCCGAAAAGAAGUCAUAGCCCUGCUGAAAAAUGAGAAAUUAAUUUGUUUGGAUCCUAAGGCUGAAUGGGUGAUGGCUCUUAUCGAAAAGAUUACACACAGGCCCCUUAAUGAAGUACUACACCAGAAACUGCACAUCCAAUUCAAUGAGGAACAAGAGCCCUCUGCAUUUUCUUGGUUUGCACGUCCUCUAGAUCUUUCUUGAAACACAUCGGUGUGGUUUGAGGACUGAAAUGAACUCCUCUUUCAACUCAUUCUGGGGGCCUCUAGCUGCUUUUCUGACUUGCUUAUGACAAGAGUGAUUGGUAUUGAGUUGAUGAAACCAUUAUUGUGUAGGAAAAUAAAUCUUAAGUUUCACAUCGUAGGUGGGGCAUUUCUCCCUUGGGCUCAGUGCCUUUCUGGACUCUGCCUCUUCCACUGCUGGCCACUCUCUCUUUUAGUUUACUUGACUUUCUGGUGGAUGCUCUCAGUUGACUACUUUCCUUCCCUCUCUAUAUUUUGAUGUUACAUUUAAUGGCAUCAUGUGUCUUUUGCUGACAAACUAUCCACAUACUGCUUAAUGUUUUGUGCUUCAAAGCCUUAUUCCACUCUAGUAUGGGAUGUCACAGGGCAGCAUCCCAGAGUAAAGCAUGGCUCUUCAUCUCCAGUGCCCCAGACUCAAACACUUCUUUCAAAGAUUUUCAUUCACCAGAAAAAUCUGAAAUAAAAAUAUAUGUUAAUCUAGGCUUGGUGGCACAUGUACACAAUAUCAGCACUUGGGAAGUUAAGGCAAGAAGAUCAUGAAUUCAAGGCUAUCCUGGCUCACACAGUCAGUUACAGACUAACAGGCUAUAGGGAAUCUCUCUCUCUCUCUCUCUCUCUCUCUCUCUCUCUCUCUCUCUCUCUCUCUCUCUCUCUCUCUCACACACACACACACACACAGACACACACAUACACAUACACAGGUGAGUGGGUAACAAAGCAGCAUUAAUUGUAUAAUAUAGUUAGUUUAAAUUUUAAAAAUUUACUUGUAUGGUUUUAGUUUUUCUGUAUGUCUGUUUGUUGGUGUGAACAUGGGUGUGCAAAACCACAGGUGUCAGUCCUGGAUUUCCACCUUGUUUGAAGCAAGGUCCCUCUGUUGUUUUCCACAGUGAAUGCCAAGCUAGCUGGCCCAUGACGCCCCAGGCACCGUCGUAGCACUGGGGCUACAGAUGCUUGGCAUCAUGUGGGUUCUGGUAACUCUAGCUCAGGUCUUUGGACUUGAACAACAAACUCUAUUGCUCACUGAGUCAUCUGUCCAGAUCAAUAAUUUGUUUUUAACUGAAGCGAACCUUCUAGCUAACAUUGUUGAAGGCUAUGGGCAGACUAAGUUAGAGCACUGUGGAUGGGAACAAUAGUAGGAAAUGUAAGGCUUUCCACACUUACGAUGACAACAAGGAUGUCACUGCAGACAAGCGAGGCGCUGGGAAACACAGCUACAGCCAUGACCAUUUCACUUCUUCCUGCUAGAAAUUUCUCAUAUUUAACACUAAUAAAUAUUAAACAAACAAAUAUCCAUUUUCUGGUUGACAUUUCUGAUGAAGGAGUGUGUUAACGGAUGAAUGAUACUAUCUUGGAGCCAAAACAAGAACUCUCGGUCAAGAGAGGACUAUCUGUAGGCUCUGAAGCCUCUGGCUUUCUCUUGCCAACUCUUGUAUGUUUGCCCUUGUCUGCUAACCUGAGACCUCUCAUUUCCCCCACAGUCUUUCUGUUUUUCUGUUCUGCAUGGAAAGUCACGCAGGUAACUCACUUGCUCUCCCUACAGUAUAAUUUUUAAUUCCUAGAAAAGAUAUUAUUGACCACGUCGGUUAAUUUGUAUGCAUUGGUCCAACUACCUGUGGCUCAGUGCCUGUGGUGCCACGGUUCAAAUGAGGCCAUUUGUGGUCUCUCACUGCAGAACAAAGAAAUAGUUCCCAGAGUCUAAUGCUAUAUUGGGUAUUUUCACUAUGAUCUGUAUAUCUGAGGGAAAAAAUCAAAGACAGAUACUAAUAAAAAAUAUACUUCCUCAGAAGAAA